UUUAAGACCUUUGAGGACAUGGUCAAGGAGCAGAUCAAACAGCUGGAAGGACCUGCUGUCCUGAAACUCAAGGAAGUGGGAGACAUUGUGACAAAAGAGCUAUUUAAGUUGGCACAGAGCAGCCUUGUUGGAUUUCCUAACCUCAUCAAAACAGCUCAGAUGAAGAUCGAAGCCAUCAGAAAGGAGAAGGAGACUGCAGCAGAGUCCAUGCUGAGGACUCAGUUUAAGAUGGAAUUGAUUGUUUACACUCAGGACAGCACAUACAGCAAGAAGUUAGGGAAGCGUAAGAGGGAAGAUGAACAGAACGGUUUCCCUUUCGGCAAUGGUAUACCAGUGAAGACAAGCACCAGCUCCACUCCUAGCAAUGACAGUGGGGCCACCGUGAAAGAGAUGAUUAAACACCUGAAAUCCUAUUACCAAAUUGCUGGCCAGCGUCUGGCGGACCAGAUCCCACUGGUAAUCCGCUACCAGAUGUUGCAGGAGUCUGCUGUGCAGCUGCAGAGGGAGAUGCUGCAGAUGUUUCAAGACAAGGAGAAAACAGAGUCGCUGCUUCACGAGGACUCUGGCAUAGGAACCAAAAGAAUCCACCUUCAGAACCGCCUUGAGCGGUUGUCAAAGGCACGCGCGUGUUGACUGACUUUAGUAUGAACACAUACAACUUCAACCAAGGGCGUAGGUUUGACCUCAACAUUGGAAGGGACACAAUGACCCACGCCCCACCCCCCACAUCCACCCCUGUGUGUGUGACCUCUGCAAAAAAACAUUCAAAAAAGAGGACUGUUUAAUUCUGACAACCAACUGGUUUAUUAACAAACCAUCUUAGAUCUGUAUAAACAUUUCAAUAAAGUAUAGACAGGAACAGAUCAAAGACUAAAAUAAUGUAAAACAAAUUAAAUUAGUUUGUAAUAGAGAGAAGAAAGAAACAACAAUAUUUCAGU
This is a messenger RNA of Anoplopoma fimbria (sablefish), 938 nucleotides long. Its product is annotated as interferon-induced GTP-binding protein Mx-like. Gene Ontology annotation, biological process: defense response to virus. Lineage: Eukaryota; Metazoa; Chordata; Actinopteri; Perciformes; Anoplopomatidae. The coding region runs from base 19 to 633 and encodes 204 amino acids. The record is from RefSeq and is a predicted model, not a curated record. Gene Ontology annotation, cellular component: cytoplasm; microtubule; membrane. Gene Ontology annotation, molecular function: GTPase activity; microtubule binding; GTP binding. The transcript has 4 exons.